Molecule: messenger RNA, 777 nt
Organism: Anopheles marshallii
Lineage: Eukaryota; Metazoa; Arthropoda; Insecta; Diptera; Culicidae
Product: chymotrypsin-2
Exons: 3
Coding region: 1-777 (258 amino acids)
Biological process (GO): proteolysis
Molecular function (GO): serine-type endopeptidase activity
Source: RefSeq, a predicted model, not a curated record
AUGCUGCAAAAGGCUGUUGUUGUUGUGUCCAUUUUCCUGGUGGUUGGCGCGGCUAAGGUACCGCGAUUAGUACUGGACGAUACGUACGAUAGCCGUGUAGUCGGUGGAGAGGCAGCGAAAAAUGGAUCCGCACCGUAUCAGGUGUCACUGCAGGUGUCUGGCUGGGGUCACAACUGUGGUGGAUCACUACUGAACGAUCGAUGGGUUCUAACGGCUGCUCAUUGUCUGGUCGGGAAUGAUCCUAGCGAGCUGCAAGUGCUUGUCGGUACGAACAGUCUGAAGGAGGGCGGCCAGCUACUGAAGGUUGACAAGCUGCUGUACCACAGUCGCUACAAUCGUCCUCAGUUCCACAACGACGUUGGGCUGGUACGUCUCGAGAAGCCGGUGAAGUUUUCGGAUGUUGUGAAGAGCGUCGAAUACUCGGAAAAGGCCGUUCCUGCCAAUGCAACGGUACGAUUGACUGGCUGGGGUCGCACCAGCACCAACGGACCAGUACCGACACUUUUGCAGAGCCUGAAUGUCGUCACACUGUCGAACGAAGAUUGCAAGCCAAAAAUGCCUACUCCCUCAAGUGUUGAUGUUGGACAUCUUUGCACCUUGACCAAAACUGGUGAAGGAGCAUGCAAUGGUGACUCCGGCGGCCCACUGGUGUACGAGGGAAAGCUGGUGGGAGUGGUGAACUUCGGUGUUCCCUGUGGACGCGGAUUUCCGGACGGGUUCGCGCGGGUUUCGUACUACCAUGAAUGGGUGCGGACAACUAUGGCCAAUAACUCGUAA